GUCGCCCAUUGCGCAGACAUCACAGCUACUCACAGGACGACGGAGCUUUCUAUGGAGGUAUGGCGGACUCUGCCCUGGUGGUGAGAAGCAUCCACACAGUAGACAACUAUGACGCCGUUGUCGAGUUCCGCUUCCACCAAAAUGGCGCCCUCGCUGUCAGCGUGUACAACUCCGGCUAUCUGCUGGCAGAGUUCUUCUCCACUGAAGACGCCCCCUAUGGGUUCAAGGUCGCCGAGAACAUCACAGGGUCAUUGACCUUCAACGCGGCUCAUUUCAAG
Aplysia californica (California sea hare) is the source of this 278-nucleotide messenger RNA. Its product is annotated as putative amine oxidase [copper-containing]. Gene Ontology annotation, biological process: amine metabolic process. Gene Ontology annotation, molecular function: copper ion binding; primary methylamine oxidase activity; quinone binding. Gene Ontology annotation, cellular component: plasma membrane. The record is from RefSeq and is a predicted model, not a curated record. NCBI's taxonomy places the organism in Eukaryota, Metazoa, Mollusca, Gastropoda, Aplysiida, Aplysiidae.